GGUUCCUCUGUAUGUCCCUCCAUAACCCCUCUUUUCUUUUUGCCUUCUUUCGUGUUCUCCAUCAAAUAAUAACACUUAUCAGCCUAUUCCUACCCCAAAAACCUUUGGUCUCUUUUUUUUUUCUACUCUCUCAAAAAAUGGCGAUUGCUGAGACCCACCCCCAACAACAAGAGAAGGUUUCUUCAGAUGCUUCAGCAGCUGAGAAGAAAAGAUGGACGCUUAGCGAUUUUGACAUUGGGAAGCCGCUUGGACGAGGAAAGUUUGGUCACGUUUAUUUGGCUAGAGAGAAAAGGAGCAAUCAUAUCGUGGCACUCAAAGUGCUUUUUAAAAGCCAACUACAACAGUCUCAAGUUGAACAUCAGCUACGCCGUGAAGUGGAAAUACAAAGUCACUUGCGCCAUCCCCAUAUAUUGAGGCUUUAUGGUUAUUUCUAUGAUCAGAAACGUGUUUAUCUGAUUCUGGAGUAUGCAGCCAAGGGUGAACUCUACAAGGAACUGCAAAAAUCUAAAUACUUCAGCGAAAGACGUGCAGCUACUUAUGUUGCAUCUUUAGCUCGGGCACUAAUUUAUUGUCAUGGAAAGCACGUAAUACAUAGAGACAUCAAACCUGAGAACCUGUUAAUUGGUGCACUGGGUGAACUUAAGAUUGCAGAUUUUGGGUGGUCAGUGCACACAUUUAAUCGCAGGCGGACUAUGUGUGGUACACUUGAUUAUCUCCCUCCUGAAAUGGUUGAAAGUGUAGAGCAUGAUGCUAGUGUAGAUAUCUGGAGCCUUGGUGUCUUGUGCUAUGAGUUUCUUUACGGGGUCCCUCCUUUUGAGGCCAAGGAACACUCUGACACUUAUAGAAGGAUUGUGCAAGUGGAUCUGAAGUUCCCUCCUAAACCAAUAGUUUCAUCUGCAGCUAAGGACCUCAUUAGUCAGAUGCUUGUCAAGGAUUCUUCCCAGCGCCUACCGCUCCAUAAGCUUCUUGAGCAUCCAUGGAUUGUUCAGAAUGCUGAUCCAUCUGGCAUCUAUAGAACUUAAGAUACAUCUGUUCCUUGAUAUUCUUUUUGUGAGGAUGAUUGUGCAAAGAUGGUUUCCAUGGAUUGUUCAGAAUGCUGAUCCAUCUGGCAUCUAUAGAACUUAAGAUACAUCUGUUCCUUGAUAUUCUUUUUGUGAGGAUGAUUGUGCAAAGAUGGUUUCAAAUUGAAAGUCCUGGUUCUUGACUCUGAAUCCUUACUUUGCUAUGUCUUCAAGCUUUGUAGGAAUAACAACAAUUUGUUCGUUAAAAUCCAUUGUAAUUCAUUUGUAUGUUAAAUUACUAUGAUUUGUUGUCUUGGCAUGUGUAACAUCCGCAACUGCAUUUAUUUGAAAAGAUAAUGCAAAGGAUUUGCCCAUCUUUU
This is a messenger RNA of Durio zibethinus, 1381 nucleotides long. RefSeq names its product serine/threonine-protein kinase Aurora-2-like. The record is from RefSeq and is a predicted model, not a curated record. Gene Ontology annotation, biological process: protein phosphorylation. Lineage: Eukaryota; Viridiplantae; Streptophyta; Magnoliopsida; Malvales; Malvaceae. Gene Ontology annotation, molecular function: protein kinase activity; ATP binding.